AUGAGUACAUAUAUCAACUGCACGAACGCCGAGUUUCAAGUGCCGUCGGUGAGAAAGGUGAGACUACUUUUGCUCAGGUGGGAUUACUACGCGACCUUAGGACUGCACCGCGGCGCUUCUGAGGACCAGAUAAGAAGAGCAUAUCGUAAACUUGCUCUUAAAUAUCGCCCCGAUAAAAAUGCGGGAAACGAGGAUGCGGCCAAUAGGUUUGCUGCGAUUGGCCACGCAUACGGGGCACUAUCUGUUGCGGGUAAACGUCACUUCUACGGAGAAGAAGGUGUCAAGCAACAUACUUUCUCAACUUUUUUCGGCAGCAAGUUUGGCGACUUUGGUGCAGGAAGGGAGGCAGAGGCACUCAAGGGUGAUCCGAUCAACGUUGACCUUGAGGUCAGCCUGAAAGAUCUAUAUCUUGGUCAACUUUUGCGCCUUGGAAGAGAUAAAAAUGUCAUCAAGCCAGCAAAAGGUGUACGAAAAUGCACCUGUAAACAACAUAUGGUCACGCGGCAAGUUGGACCUGGGAUGUUUCAGCAACUUGCCAAAGAAGUGUGCGAGGAAUGCCCAAAUGUUAAGAUAACACGUGAUUGUGAAAGCCUGGAAUGUCGAGAUAAUCGCAUAUUCACUAGGGACGGUAACAACCUUCGCAUGACACAUCGGAUUGAUCUGGUUGAUACGCUCACUGGAUUCCGACAUAAUUUCACCCACAUUUACGGCCGCAUGGUUGAACUCGCAAGUUCCGCGAUCAUCUUCCCGGGCGAUAUUGAAAUUAAAUCAUCUGAAGGUAUGGCGGUGUAUGAGGGCAAUGAGAACUUCGGUUACUUUAUCAUCACGUACCAAGUCGACUUCCCAAUUCCCUUGAUGAUGAACAAAAAGUUCAAGUGAGGAAAUUUUUUUAGCGUCUUUCUGAAAAGCAGUUUCGUAUGUCGUACCAAUGGUACAAAACACGCAGGUCACAUCAUCUCAAUCCAUGAUUCGGACGGAUUUUAAUCUGCGAGUCGGACGGAUCUUCAGACGGAUUCGCCAGUGCACAACGUGUUGUCUCCCCUAUGGAGUUUUCCGAUGGAAGCUCUUUUGAAGCAGCCAAAAAGUUUGCUUCUCUCAAUUCGCAGAUGCUUUUGGCAGCUAAAAGUACCGUUGCAGCGCCCUCGCCGUAUUGAGCUACCCCUCCUUUCCAUUUGGUCGGUUCCUGGGUAUUUCGUAAUGCACAUUCAUCAUUCAUAUUCCAGUGGAUGAAAUAAGAGCGCCGUUUGACAAGUUUCAUUUCACACACGAUUUGAUCACUACUAUUCCAUAUGUGAUGGCAGGGAUAAAACAUCGUCGACAUUCGUGUCCGUAGACCUGUCAACCC
Molecule: messenger RNA, 1345 nt
Organism: Micromonas commoda
Lineage: Eukaryota; Viridiplantae; Chlorophyta; Mamiellophyceae; Mamiellales; Mamiellaceae
Exons: 5
Coding region: 1-879 (292 amino acids)
Biological process (GO): protein folding
Source: RefSeq, a predicted model, not a curated record